CAGAUGGGUAUUAUAUAAGGGUGGGGAUGUCAAAGGGGUAGUAGAAAGAAACCAUUCUUUCCUUAUCAUCUUCUUCUUCAACCAACAAUCCUCCAUCUUUGUUCUUAAACAUAAGAUUAAAAAUGGGGAAUUGUCAAGCAGUAGAUGCAGCAGCUUUAGUGAUACAACACCCAUCAGGAAAGAUUGAAAGGAUGUAUUGGUCCGUAACCGCGGGUGAGAUCAUGAAGAUGAAUCCUGGACAUUAUGUUUCUCUCAUCAUUCCAUUACCAGGUGCAGAAAACCAUGAUGGUUCUGGUAAUAAAACUGUUCGGUUUACACGCGUUAAGCUUCUUAGGCCUUCCGACACGCUUGUUCUUGGUCGUGCUUAUCGCCUUGUUACCUCUCAUGAAGUUAUGAAGGUGUUGCGAGCAAAGCGACAAGCGAAGAUGAAUAAGGAACAGUCGGAAACAAUGGUGGAAAAGGAAAAUGAUGGUGACAAAUUGGAGAGUUCGAGCCGGGUGUUGGCACAUGAUAGAACAAGCAGGCAACGGUCCGGAUCGUUUUCAAAGUCAAAAACAUGGAGACCGUCGUUGCAGAGUAUCUCCGAGGCUGCAACUGCUAGCCGAUAGAAUUUCAAUAUAAUGGUCUGAUCAAAGAAGAUUAAAUGAUACAUUUGUAUAGUUAAUAAUAACAAAGGACGCGCAACAACAACACGGACAAAUUUUGAAGGAAUAUGUGUUAAGUCUGGAGUCGAAAGUUGCCUCCUUUUUGUUUUCUAUAAUGGACUAAUGUCAUAAAUAUGUGUAAACAAGAAGUAUGAAUCUUAGCAUGAGUAUUGUUAGGAUGAUUUGGAGUU
Helianthus annuus (common sunflower) is the source of this 835-nucleotide messenger RNA. RefSeq lists its product as uncharacterized. Lineage: Eukaryota; Viridiplantae; Streptophyta; Magnoliopsida; Asterales; Asteraceae. Bases 123 to 608 code for a protein of 161 amino acids. The record is from RefSeq and is a predicted model, not a curated record. The transcript is spliced from 3 exons.